Messenger RNA from Closterium sp. NIES-65, 1189 nucleotides. Lineage: Eukaryota; Viridiplantae; Streptophyta; Zygnematophyceae; Desmidiales; Closteriaceae. The record is from the annotation of a GenBank genome assembly.
GUACCUCAGCUAUAUGGGUCUAUCGGGCCCCUUUCCCUCCUGGAUCUCUGGGCGCACCAUUCUCAGAAAACUGGAGGCUGCACACAACAGCAUCAGUGGCAUCAUACCGGACUCCAUUGGCAGUACCAUCAACCUUCAAGUCUUCUCUGUGUGGAAGAACAACUUGACAGGCAGCAUUCCCGAGUCCAUUGGCAGCCUCACCAAGCUCAGCACUCUGGACCUGUCAGACAACCAGUUUGAGGGAACCAUCCCAGAGGGCAUUGGCAACAUGAAGGAUAUUCGAAAGUUGGAUCUUUCCAACAACCACUUGACCGGCACUCUCCCCACCACCCUGUCUCGCCUCUCUGGCCUGUUUCAGCUGUUCCUCCAGCGCAACAACCUGAGUGGCACUUUUCCUCUCUGGAUUGCAGAGAUGUCCAGCAUUGGAUGGCUGUACCUCAGUGACAACAACUUCUCUGGCCCAGUCCCUGCCUCUCUUGGAGGCUCUAAAGGCCUCAUCUUUCUCGAACUGUCAGAUUCGGGGCUCACUUGCCCGCCGAAUGCGUCCAGUUGUGUCGUUCGGCAGGUCAACUACAGCGCCUUCUGCCAAGACUGCCGUGGCUUCUGUGCCACGUGCACAAGUGAUCAGUCCCCACCACCAUCACCAAUCGCGGCCUCCCCUCUACUAUCCCCAUCACCCAAUCAACCCAUCUACCCCUCCCCUCCCUCCUCCUCGCCCUCCUCUUCCUCGCCCCCUUCCAACUCGCUCGAUUCCUCCUCCCAAUCCGGCCUGUCGGUGGGAGCGGUCAUCGGCAUUGUCACAGCAGCCCUGCUGCUCUUGCUUCUGCUGCUUGUCUCAGCUUGCUGUGUCUGGCAGCCAUGUACUGUAUCAAUCCCUCCCUCUCUCUCUUCUCUUGGUCCAGCACAGGUGGCUCAGAUGGCAACGAAGCAUCAUCCCAAUCUGGUGCGCCUGCUGGGGUACGCUGUGGGAGGCCAUGUGAGCACGCGCGUGGAGAACAUUCUCGUCUACGAGUUCAUUGCCAAUGGCGACCUGCGGGGAUGGAUCGGCCCAGGUACUAAGGAGCUGGCCCUUGGACAGAAGGAGCUGGCCCUUGGACAGAAGGAGCUGGCCCUUGGACAGAAGGAGCUGGCCCUUGGACAGAAGGAGCUGGUCCUUGGACAGAAGGAGCUGGCCCUUGGACAGACCUAA